AUGACCCUUAAGGGUGGCACCAGCCAAGCCUGUGCUGCGUGCAAGUACCAGAGGAGGAAGUGCACCCCGGACUGCCCACUUGCUCCAUAUUUCCCUCCUGAUCAACCUAAGACAUUCCAAAACGCACAUAGGCUUUUUGGGGUGAAGAACAUCUCGAAAAUACUAAAGCAUCUUGACCCGACUCAGAAAAUGGAGGCCAUGAGAUCCAUCAUUUUCCAAUCCGAUGUUCGUGAUAAGUAUCCUGUUUAUGGAUGCUGGGGAAUGAUCUGUCAACUUCAAUACCAAAUUUUACAAUCUCAGGAGGAACUUCAAGCUGUUCAUGCACAACUUGCAUUUUAUCGACAGCAGCAACAGCAGGAGAUGUCAUCAGCACCAAAUGAUUCAAUGUCACAGUUACAAUUAGGCAUGGCGCCGCCCACUAAUGCACUUACCCUUUUCCACCAGGACGCUCCCGAGAAUUACAAUGCUGUCACCGCAUUGCCAAUUGCAUCACAUCACUCCUAUUCCAACGGCGGAAAUGCCGGUUACAACUCUGACUACAUUGAAUCUAAGGAUAAUAAUGUUGUCCACUCCCUUUGGACCCAACAAGCAUAUGGCAAUAGCAAUAGCAACAACAAUAACAAUAAUAAUCCAAUGUCAAUGCAAUCUCAGUUGAUCACUCCACAACCCAUAACUAUCCAGCAAGAAUCGACUCAAGAUUAUGAUGAGAUCCAACCAUUCUUUGAUACUAUUGAUGAUAGACAGUCAUACAUUGAUUCCAAGGAGGCUUAUGAGUCAAGCUCGGAAUCAUCAUUGAAGGAUUUGACACAGCCCAUCAAGCAUGUCGCUGAGAAUGAAUUAAAGAGUGCCGCAGCAUGCUUCAGUCUUACUAGUGUGAACUGA
Molecule: messenger RNA, 882 nt
Organism: Ilex paraguariensis (yerba mate)
Lineage: Eukaryota; Viridiplantae; Streptophyta; Magnoliopsida; Aquifoliales; Aquifoliaceae
Source: the annotation of a GenBank genome assembly